CCUGGCGACCCGCAACCUUACCUUCGGUUUUGUCCCCGCUGGCUUUCCGUAGUUGAACAGGCUCCGCGGUUAGCUUCUCAGGACUUAAACCAGUUCCUCGGGGGCCGGGCAGUUGGCGGCCUGGUGCGCGGAGGACGGGAGGGACAUGGACGAGGAGGAGCCGCCGCCGCUCUCCCAGCUGAGCGAAGACAGCGGCAACGUCUCGCAGAGCCACAGCAACACCUCCGGCCUCGGCGACGAGGGAGCGGCGGCCGAAGGAGAGCUGUUGCUGGCGGCAACGGCCGCGGCCGACUACGCCGCCUACCUGCUGCAGCCGCUGGACGGAACCGCCCCAGCCGGGCAGGUCAGAACCUUAGACAAGAAUCUGGAAGACUUGUUGACCAGGGUAGAUGAGUUUGUGGGGAUGCUCGACAUGAUUCGAAAUGACUCCUCUCAGAUAGUUAAUGAAAGUGUGCCACAUAUUCAUGCAAAAGCUAUGGAAAUGAGGCAGCUGUAUAGGAAGAUAGACAAGCUGGAGGCCUUUGUAAAAAUGGUCGGAAAUAGUGUGACUGGGAUGGAAGAACGUAUCACAAAGGCAGAAUCAGACCUUGGAACUUUUCCAAAUACUUUCAAAAAACUGUUACACACAAUCAAUGUGCCAUCCUUUCUUAAUAAAUCAUCUUCUUCAAGACCGAAUCAAACACUUUAUGAACCUCCUGACCUCUUCAAAACUGAAGAUUACUUUCCCUCUCUGCGUGAAACACAGUAUAUGUGAUUUAAUGGACAGUGAUACUCUAAAAAUAUAUUCAACGACAAGCUACAUACGGAUCUUCCUUUAGAUUGCAUGUCUUUGAAAGUUAUGGCCUGCUACCAUUCUGUGAAGUACAGACAUACUUCAGCUUCAUUAUCUGUAAAAUGCAUUGAUUUUCCCAUUGUUCCCAAAGUGUAACAUAUAUACUCCUGAUGAGCAGCUAGCCUUAUCUGUAGGCCACUUUUGAGUAAGACAAAAAGGAGUUAAGCGCAUCAUUAUCAUGCCCACCCAAGUGAUCUGCUGGGGAAACUAGGUGAGACACUAUCUUCCUUCAUAACUGUCUGCUGCCAGCCACCUACCUCUAGUACUACUCUAAGGCUAAAACAUGGAGGUGGGGGCUUGCAAAGAGCAGGGAGCUCAUCUGUGGCUCAUAUUUGGGGGAUAAGGAUGGACAGACAAGAGAAAACAAUUAUUUUUUGUACUUUCUCCAUUGAAGUAACUGAAGAUAGAGGUUUGGAUGGAUUUAUAGGCAACAAAUUGUCAAAUAAUGAUAUACUUUUCGUUUAAUUUUAAUUUGGGAAUGUGGAGUAAUGAAAUGUACAGAUCCAUCUGCAGUUAAGAGAGAAAUAAUUUUAGUAGAAAGAACAGAUAAGAUCAAAUGUACAUUUUAUAUUUUGUUUUGGAUUUUGCUGCUGCUGGUAUUAAUCCACAUACCACAGGACUUUUUUUUUAAAAAAAAUUGUUUUGUGGUAAUUUAAGUGCAAUAGGACCAAAACUAUGCAUUCAUGUCCCUAAUGAAUGGGUCUGGAAUCUGUUCAACAUCCUGAGGGAAAAUACACUGUAUUUGAACAAAGA
Messenger RNA from Eublepharis macularius, 1585 nucleotides. RefSeq names its product biogenesis of lysosomal organelles complex 1 subunit 4 (gene BLOC1S4). The record is from RefSeq and is a predicted model, not a curated record. The transcript has 5 exons. The coding region runs from base 146 to 754 and encodes 202 amino acids. Gene Ontology annotation, cellular component: BLOC-1 complex. Lineage: Eukaryota; Metazoa; Chordata; Lepidosauria; Squamata; Eublepharidae.